AUGUUUACCUCCUUCCACGCAAUGAUACCCUCAGACGCUGAACUUGCUUCUCAAGCACUCACCGAGGAGGGCAAUUAUCGUUUUCCAUCAUUCUCAGCAUCUGACGCGGUCACGCUUGGUUUGUCUCUACGCAAACGCUUCCGUGCGUCCUCUCGACAUUCAAAAGGCAAAGGCCUCGUCAUCUCUAUACAAACUAUCGCGGGUCAUACAUUAUUUGCGUGUACCGUGGGCGACCUUGGUCACCCAGCCGGUGUUGGGGAUGUUAGUUUGAAUAGUUGGACAAGUGUGGAAGGCAUGGUUGAAGUCGUGAGGCAGACUGGCCAUUCGAGUUAUUAUGUCGAGAAAAGCAUGAGCGCCAUGGGCAAGUCAGCACAACAGCUGGGAAUCCAAGGGGACUAUAUUAUUCACGGGGGAGCGUUCCCGAUCUGGUUGGAUAAUGCCCAUUGUUGUCCUAUUGCUGUUGUUGCUUGCUACUCAGGUUCAAGCCAAGAAGACCACCACCUUGUGGUAACAACUGUACGGGACUAUCUUCACAAAAUCAACAAGUCAGAAGGUGCACGAAUGUCAGCCUCAUCUGCUCUUGGGACAGAAAUGCAUGCGCCUCUCCCGUCUGUACCAAUCCGGGAGAGCACGGUAAGCUCAUAUCAGCGAGUCGAGGUUCGCCAGUUCAUUAGCGAGUAA
Messenger RNA from Suillus subalutaceus, 681 nucleotides. RefSeq lists its product as uncharacterized. NCBI's taxonomy places the organism in Eukaryota, Fungi, Basidiomycota, Agaricomycetes, Boletales, Suillaceae. Gene Ontology annotation, biological process: post-translational protein targeting to endoplasmic reticulum membrane. The record is from RefSeq and is a predicted model, not a curated record. Gene Ontology annotation, cellular component: TRC complex. The transcript has 4 exons. Bases 1 to 681 code for a protein of 226 amino acids.